CAGGUCUGUAGGUUUAGGGCGGCAGCGGGCUGGGGAAGGCACGGAGAGUACGGGAGGAGCUGGGCUCUAGCCACACGGAACUUACUGUACAUCCUCUCGUCCCUCUGCACCGCUCUGCCCCGGGGUUUCUUGUCUGAUUGAGCCAAGCGGGACAUGGGGAGAGAGUCGGGACACCCAGCCUAAGCCAAUACCUGCACUAACAGCGCCUGUUCCGGGUCCCGUUGUCCGGAGCCGAAGGAAGGAGUCGCACGUCCCAGGCGCAAGUCUGACGAGUUCCAGAGCGCAAACUCCCUGCCCGCUCCCCCGGUACCUGAGUGCCCUGCUGCCCGCACCAUGCACAUAGUGCUGGAAUUCUUCCUGGUCACUUUCAAGGUCCUGUGGGCCUUCGUAUUGGCCGCGGCCAAAUGGCUAGUGCGCCCCAAGGACAAGAGUGUAGCCGGCCAGGUGUGCCUGAUCACCGGGGCUGGCAGCGGGCUGGGCCGGCUCUUUGCGCUGGAGUUUGCCCGGCGCCGUGCCCAGCUGGUGCUGUGGGACAUCAACUCCCAGAGUAACGAGGAGACGGCGGAGAUGGUGCGGAGCAUCUACCGGGAGCUGGAGGCGGAGGACUCGGCACGGAGGGCUGGCAAUGCCACAGAGGAAGAAGUUCAGCCAUGCUGCAAUUUUCAAGUGUAUACAUACACUUGUGAUGUAGGCAAGCGGGAGAGUGUUUAUUCAACUGCUGAGCGAGUCCGCAGGGAAGUUGGAGACGUGUAUCUGCUGCUCAAUAAUGCCGGGGUGGUCUCUGGGCACCACCUCCUCGAGUGUCCUGACGAGCUUAUUGAGAGGACUAUGAUGGUGAACUGCCAUGCGCACUUCUGGACCACGAAAGCAUUCCUUCCCAAAAUGAUGGAGAUGAAUCAUGGACACAUUGUCUCUGUUGCCAGUUCGUUGGGUUUAUUCAGCACUGCAGGAGUCGAGGAUUAUUGUGCCAGCAAGUUUGGUGUCGUUGGUUUUCAUGAGUCUCUUAGCCACGAACUAAAAGCUGCAGAUAAAGAUGGCAUUAAAACGACAUUGGUUUGUCCCUACCUGGUGGAUACUGGCAUGUUCCGCGGGUGCAGGAUAAGGAAAGAAAUUGAGCCAUUCCUACCACCCCUGAAACCAGAUUACUGUGUGAAGCAGGCCAUGAGAGCAAUCCUUACAGACCAGCCUAUGAUCUGUACACCCCGCCUCAUGUACAUAGUUACAUGCAUGAAAAGCAUCCUGCCAUUCGAAGCUGUGGUCUGCAUGUACCGGUUCCUGGGAGCAGACAAGUGCAUGUACCCUUUUAUUGCUCAAAGGAAACAGGCCACAAACAACAAUGAAGCAAAAAAUGGAAUUUAACAUUUGAUUGUAUUUAGUAUUGAUUUCCCCACCACCACCACCA
This is a messenger RNA of Xenopus tropicalis (tropical clawed frog), 1402 nucleotides long. It is a transcript of the gene rdh10, whose product is annotated as retinol dehydrogenase 10. Gene Ontology annotation, molecular function: all-trans-retinol dehydrogenase (NADP+) activity. Gene Ontology annotation, cellular component: endoplasmic reticulum membrane. NCBI's taxonomy places the organism in Eukaryota, Metazoa, Chordata, Amphibia, Anura, Pipidae. The record is from RefSeq and is marked provisional. Gene Ontology annotation, biological process: retinol metabolic process; regulation of hormone levels.